This is a messenger RNA of Quercus lobata, 804 nucleotides long. RefSeq lists its product as uncharacterized. Bases 1 to 804 code for a protein of 267 amino acids. NCBI's taxonomy places the organism in Eukaryota, Viridiplantae, Streptophyta, Magnoliopsida, Fagales, Fagaceae. The record is from RefSeq and is a predicted model, not a curated record. The transcript is spliced from 2 exons.
AUGGCUGGGGACAAAAGGAAGUUCUUGCCAAAGAAUAUUGACUUGGAAGGGCUCCCCAGUCGUAGAGACAAAAGGGUUAAACAAAGCUCGUCCAAGGUGGUCAAGUCCAAACCUCCCCAGUCCCAGCCUGCCGUCCAGAUAGUCGAUGUGGACUCGUCCACUCCAGUUGAGUCCACUCCGUCCAAGACUCCGCCCAGAACUCCUUUGGCCAAGUCUACCACGCCUGGCUCGUCCCAGCCUUCUACGAACAUUGUUGAGAACGAAGACCUGGCUUGGGAACGUUUCCAGUUAGCCGUCAAGGACAAGGAUAUAAACAUGUGCUAUAACAUGGGCUUGAAGGAAUUUGAGCAUUCAGGCGUCCAUGACCUCUUCAAGGCCAUGUCAAAGUUUAUAGCAGCGUCUAGACAGGCAACAGAGCUGGACAAGACGAGAGUCUUGUUGGAGACGAGGAUUCAGCAGGUGAAUGCUGAUUGUAAAAAUUGGGCUGGGGUUGCUGAAAAAGCUAAAGACGAGGUCAAGGAACGUAACAAGCUGAUUGAGGAGCUAAGGACGGAUGCAGUGGAGAAGGAUACGCGCAUUGAUCAUUUGCAGAAGAUGAACGAUGAAUUGAAUGCUCGUCUCUCCAAGGCAAAAGAGGACGCUGUGGCUGAGUUCAAGUCGUCCAAAGAAUAUACAGACACUUUGGAUCGCAAUUAUGCGGCUGGUUUUGAAGAUUUCAGAAUGAACGCUAUUGAGAACUUCCCUGAAGUUGAUUUUAAUGCAAUCAAGCUUAACCUUGCUGCUGCCACAAGCUCUCUUCUCUAG